Molecule: messenger RNA, 2255 nt
Organism: Linum trigynum
Lineage: Eukaryota; Viridiplantae; Streptophyta; Magnoliopsida; Malpighiales; Linaceae
Source: the annotation of a GenBank genome assembly
CGUCCGUACACCAAUCAACCAAUCAAUCACACUUUGUUCAGCCAGCCAACAACGAUGACGGAAAUAGGUGAUGUCGGACUGACGAUCUUGGCGAUGAAAGGCCGCUCACAAGACUGGAACAAAGUGGUGGCUUUCAACUUAGCUCGAUUCCUCAAAUACCCUCUCGUCGACACUCACGACAUCCACCAAACCCUUCAAAAAUCAUUCUCCUCGUCGUUCUCCUCUCAAACCACCGAAGAAUCUUCGGCCACCCUAGUUGUUGCAUACGGCUUCGCUUCGACGCAGCUCAAUCUGAAGAUCCCCGUCAUCAUCAACGGCCCCCCGAGCGCCACGUGGCGACCACUCGCAGUUUCUUCCGGCGCUCGCCUCGUCAUCAUCGAAUGCCACCCGCCGGGAGAGGAGGUCGGGCGCCAACACCACCGAGACGACGACUACGCGGGCCGAGGUGACGACGAUGGCAUCUCGUUGUUCCACGUGGACGCCGAGUCAUUCGACAGGAAGAAAGCCGAAGAUAUCGUGUCCAAGAUUCACUUACUUUCACGUCAACAUGAUGAGAAGUUGUACAACCCUAGUACUACUAAAACGACCAACAAGGUGGCUCCGGCGGCGAAAGAAAAAAAAGAAGAAGGAAAGCAGACCAGGAGGAGGAAGAACGACCACUUGCACCAAUGGGUGGAGAAGCCACCGAACGAUGAUUCUGGUUGCAUAGCUUGCAGCCCCGACGUCGUCCACUUCACAAAGUUUCCGUGGCCUUACUACAAGUGCACCGACUGUGACUUCACAUUGCACAAACUUUGUGCCGAGGCACCGAACAAGCCCGUCGACGUGAUUGCGAACACGUACUGUCCGCCGUAUCUGAAAGCAUUCCGACCGCAAUACAACUUUCCUUCCAAGUAUUUAUGCAAAAACUGUCGCCGCGACGACGUGGAGGAGGAGUUCUCCGCCGACUGCCACGAUUGCCUGACGACGACGAACCUCCAGUGCAAUUUCUUGCCGACUGUGCUAAUGAAUGAUCACGUGCACGGUCACCGGCUGAGUCUGGUCAUCAUGCCGUUUGGGUACGAUUACAAGUACCCGUGCGGCCGCUGCGACGCACUUGGUUACUCCGUCGGAUACAAAUGUUACGAGUGUAACGAACUGCCCAAUUUCCACGUGGCAUGUGCCCUGCUGUCACCUCCUCCUCCUCCUCGUUCACCUUCUCCUCCUCUUGGUUUUAUGCCUCAGUACUUCACAUUAGAGUAUAGGGAUUAAAUAUUAAAAUGUACUAUUUGUUUCUUAUAUAUGUACUAUUUUGUAAUAGACUUUUAUUUAGUUUAUCUGAACAGAUGAGGAAUUUUACAAUGCUAUAUAGUAUUAGUGCUAUAGGUUUUUGCCUUUAUGGUACAACUUGAAAUUGUACCUUUAACGUUACGGUACAAUUUCAGAUUGUACCUAUACUUUUUGUACAAAUUCUUUUAUGAUACAACUUAAACUUGUACCUUAUGUGAUGGUACAGCUUUAAGUUGUAAAGUUGUACCAUAACAUAAUAAUACAAAUUCCUUUAUGGUACAACCUAAACUUAUACAUUUAAUGUUAUGGUACAACUUCAAGUUGUACAUUAAAGCACCAAUGCUAUAUAGCAUAGUAGAAGUGCUCCUGAACAGAUAUAUAUGCAAUAAGGAAACAAUGUAAACUUUACCGUUUUAUGAAAUAAAAAUCGGACUGUUUUUCUCUCAACAGGAAAUUAGAGAUUGUCUGACUAAAAAUCGUGAUCCGUUGUUUUCACCCUUCUAGGGUUUUCUGAUUCUUUCGCCUUUGCUUCGAUCUCCGGCGCAUCCAUGACGAAUCCUCCGCCGUACUGUGGCGCGAUCUCAAGGAACGUUUCUACAGUAUCAAGCAGGGCAAUCAGUCUGUAAGCGAGUUCUUUACCAAGUUUCGCGUUCUCUGGAAUGAGCUGAUCACAUAUCGACCGUUACGCCUCUGUCUUUGUGCACCCCGUUGCUCCUGUGUUGAAUAUAUGAAGGCAUACCGAGUCAUUAGGGUUAUGAUUAUUUUGAGUCGGUUAGGUCAUCAAUUUUGUUAAUGGAGCCUUUACCACUGAUCAAUUAGGUCUUCUCUUUAGGUGUGCAGCAUGAAAGACAGAUUAAGUCAUCGAGUACUUCCUCUAAUCGCUCUGUCCGAUCAACUGUUAUCUCUCUAACGGUCAACCAAAACAUUAGAACACAAAUGACAUAAAAGUAUCAUUCGCUGGGACAUAAUGAAAUAUCAAAUAAAAU